Messenger RNA from Formica exsecta, 2037 nucleotides. RefSeq lists its product as uncharacterized. Gene Ontology annotation, molecular function: nucleic acid binding. The record is from RefSeq and is a predicted model, not a curated record. The transcript is spliced from 3 exons. Lineage: Eukaryota; Metazoa; Arthropoda; Insecta; Hymenoptera; Formicidae. Bases 1 to 2037 code for a protein of 678 amino acids.
AUGUACCGCCAAAUUCUAGUCCACCCCGACGACCACAACUUCCAGCGCGUGCUCUGGCGUCGCGACAACACGAGCGAGGUCCGCGAAUACAACCUCAAUACCGUGACGUACGGCCUCGCAUGUGCACCGUUCUUGGCGUUUCGGACUUUGCGCCAGCUCGCUGACGACGAGGAAUCCCGCUUCCCUCACGGGGCCGCUGCGCUACGACGGAACUGUUACGUUGAUGACAUUGUGUCGGAAGCCAACACAUUGUCUGAGGCUACAACUUUGCAGCGUGAACUUCCGCUGCGAAAGUGGGCCGCCAAUUGCGAAGAGACACUCACCGGAGUCCCGCAGGAACACAGACUCAUCAAGGCUCAGCACACCUGGGAGGAUGAGCAUCAGUCCACGCUUGGUCUUCUAUGGUAUUCGCGCAGCGACCAGUUCUCUUUCACGAUCAAAGCCCGCACAACCUCCGAGUACACGAAGAGGCGCGUCCUUACAGAGACUGCGCGUCUUUUCGAUCCAUUGGGCUGGCUGGCUCCAAUGGUAAUCCGCGCGAAGAUCUUGAUCCAAUCCACCUGGUUGCAAGGAUUGGAGUGGGAUGCUCCGUUUCCUCCCGCCAAACAACGACAGUGGCGGCUUCUCCUCGAGGAGCUUCCACAACUGGAGAACUUACGAAUUCCUCGCUGGCUUCAAACGGGAGAUGAAGCCUCAACUCUCCAAAUACACGGCUUUGCGGAUGCGUCCGAGAGAGGAUAUGCCGCUGCCGUGUAUCUCCGGACGUCUAACGGUGACACCGCGACAAUCCAUCUUCUGGCUGCGAAAGCUCCAACGUACUUAUGGUCCGACUCCAAGGUCACGUUACAUCUGGAUCCAGGACACGCAUCAAGGUGGAAAACAUACGUGGCCAAUCGAGUAGCUCAGAUCCAAUUGACGCUCCCAAACGCUCAGUGGAGACACGUUCCCGGCCGAGAAAACCCGGCCGACUGCGCGUCCAGAGGGAUAGCUCCCAGCGAGCUGGCUCACCAUGCCUUGUGGUGGACUGGCCCUGAGUGGCUCCGCCAACCCGAGCUCAGCUGGCCGAAGAAGAACCUGGAGGCGCCCAAGGACGAACCGCCCGAGAAGACAGCAACCACGCACCACGCCGCCGCCGUAGAAAUCGAGCCCGAGCUCCUGCUCAGGUUUUCCUCGCUGCACCGGCUUCUCAGGGUGACAGCGUGGUGCCUUCGAUGGCGACGCUCAGUCGUUCGCCUACAACUUCCCCGCGACGCAACACCAACGGUCCUUCAACCGGCCGAGCUCGACGAAGCUCUAUAUAGAUGGCUCCGCAUAGUGCAAUCGCUGCACUACCCCAAAGAUAUCGCCGCCAUCAACGCCAAUCGCAUCGUCUCACAUCGUAGCUCGCUCUCGAAGUUGAGUCCAUUCCUGGACGACAACGGCGUGCUGAGAGUUGGAGGACGUCUCAAGCAUGCCGUCUUAUCGAAUGACGAGCGGCACCCAAUGAUCGCUCCACCGGCUUCCUGGUUGACUCGGCUACUCAUAGAGUCGUGUCACAAGCGAACACUACACGGUGGAGUGCAGCUCAUGCUGGGCUUACUCCGACUCCGCCAUUGGAUUCCUCGGGCUUCAUCGCCCGACGGCCAGCGAAUCGCCAACGUCACCAACGCCAGCGGUGUCCGAUGGCAUUUUAAUCCACCCGCUGCGCCGCACUUUGGAGGACUUUGGGAGGCAGCGGUGAAGUCCACUAAGCACCACCUGACGCGGGUCAUCGGAGAAGCCACUCUGACGUACAAAGAAUUCAGCACCUUCCUCACUCAGGUGGAGGCCUGCCUCAAUUCCCGACCACUCCACGCAGUCUCGGAUGAUCCAGACGACUUCACCCCACUGACACCUGGACAUUUUUUGAUAGGCGCCCCGCUUCUCGCCGUACCGGAACCCUCACGAACAAAUCAAAAGGAGUCAAAUGUCACGCUGGCAACUGAUUCAAAAAAUGAGGGACCAUUUUUAGCUAAGAUGGUCCCAAGAAUACUUACACGGACUCACCUCACGACCUAA